Cucurbitaria berberidis CBS 394.84 is the source of this 1755-nucleotide messenger RNA. RefSeq lists its product as uncharacterized. Lineage: Eukaryota; Fungi; Ascomycota; Dothideomycetes; Pleosporales; Cucurbitariaceae. The transcript is spliced from 3 exons. Bases 1 to 1755 code for a protein of 584 amino acids. Gene Ontology annotation, molecular function: protein binding. The record is from RefSeq and is a predicted model, not a curated record.
AUGGGCCGCGCACCCAUCACGGCUCCCAUACAUUCAUGGCUCACGUCUCCCGCACGAUCGCACCCUAAUGCGGCGCAGGCCAAAGAGCUGCCCCUUCAUCUAAUCCAGCUCAUCCUCUCCCACCUCGACAAUGUUGGCGAUCUUGCGCGCGUUACGCGUACUUCGCGCCUCUUCUACUACAUGACCCUCCCGCGUCUCUACGAGCACGUCACACUGUGCUCCUACUCGGAAAUCCGCUAUCAGGAUGGCCGACCCGAGGGCUACGGCGGAGGCAGCCCGUUUGUCAUGGGCCUCAACACGCUGGUGUCGCGCUCCUUUACCGACUACAUCCAGAAAUUCAGAGUCAUAGGCGACUGGCGAGAACAUGAUGUGGACGAUUACAAGCAAGGCCGCGUGCCGGACAACAGUAUGGUGCUGCAGGUGGUCAUGCGCGCUGCGCUAGACAAGAUGAAGAACCUCACAGCCUUUGCCUGGGAAUUGAACACACCGCCACUGCACACGGUGUACCAAGGUCUAGUAAACAAGCAGCCCGGGCUGACUUCGCUCACAAUCCGCUGUCAAACGAGACGAAUACCGCGGCCUACCACCAUCAUACCACCCCUGCCGAAUCUAGUAACCUUGGUCGUCUAUGACAUCGACCCCCUAUGCUACCCGGAUGACAUAUCAUUGCUGGUCGUAGGAUCCAAGAAGCUGGAGAAUCUGAAGUUGCACUGGAAUCCGCGCAUGCGAGGCAGUGGCGAGGAGUCUGUCAAUUUGAUGUCAGUAUUUGGCCGCUGCGUUGCUACCAAGCAUGCCGUACGGCUAAAGCGAAUGGCCUUCUACAAUCUCUACACGCGCUUCGCUGAUGACGGCAUUGCGGACGCUGUGGACGUCACUACCCAAACCGAGCUCACCAUCAUGAACUCGAUGAAUUCGUCCAAUCCCAUGACCAUCUUCGUUGAUGAUGGCUGGAGGCAUCGAAAAAUACAACCGAUACCACAGAACCUCAAGAUGUUAUGCACAGACCAUGUGGACAAGAAAGGCGCCGCCCUACUGGCUAACUUCAAGGGGCUGGAACGUUUCUACAUUGUAAGCGAUAGGUCAGGGAAAGAGGCCUCGAAGACUAGUAGCAAUGCUGCAACGCCUACAACGCCCUCCACAGCAACACCCGGAAUGACCAACGGAACUACAAGCGGUGUUGGCACACCUAUCAUUACUGAACACGAGUGUCGCAGCGUUGGGAGCGAUUAUAUCGCCGUCCUCCAAUCGAACCAUCGCACGAUGCGACACCUAUUACUUUCAGACAGGUGGCAACUCUCUGACGACGCCCUCUUCAAAGUCUGCCAGUCUUGUCCGGACCUGGAACAACUUGGCUUCUCUUGCUUAGUCCCACCCCUCGAGUCGGUGCGCCAGGUCAUCUCCAUGGUACCUAAACUUUUCGCUAUUCGCAUGCUCAUCCGCCCGCACUCUGAUUUUGCGGACAAGAUCGAGUCCAUGGAUGAUGACAUGCAUGCUUUCGCCAUCGCAACGGAGUUCUGGAGGCCAGAAUACAAGAAUUUAAAAUACGUAGGGUUAGGCGAUAGGCUUGUGUAUAAGCUAGGGGGCGUAUGGUUUCCGCCCAAGGGGAAAGAUAAGAUACACGAGGGACAUGAGAACAGCAUGAAUGCGAGAAGAGCAGGACCAAUACGGAAAUUGGAGAAAGUGAGCCGCGAGAGCGUAAAGCAUAUUGAGAUUUGGGGCAUGGACAGUAUGGAGUUUGAUCCCAGUUUUCCUUGA